AUGGCUUUACCUACAGCGCAGCCUGCUGAGGUACUUCGUGCUUGGCAAAAAGACGAUUUAUAUGAAAAGAAAUUAGCUGCAUCGUUAGCGAAACUAAUUUCCUCUCAGCACGCAUCCAAAGCUAUUCCUAUUUCUUUUGUACUUUACAAAUCUUUUACAACCCUACGAGAGUUACAAACACUUGGUGAAGAAUAUUCUGGUAUUGUGCAAGUUGAUGACUCCUAUCACAAACUACCAACAUUUUGUAACCGCCUCAUAAGUAUUUUACUGUCAGCUUUUGGUGAGAACAUAACACAAAGAUUACUUCGUAGUGUAGAAAAGCAAAUUGAAAUUAAUUCAACAUUAAGACCAGCAGCACAAAAUCUAUUUUUAGUGACUUUUAAGGCAUUGGGUAAUAUUUUACCACAAAUUGAAAGCAUACAUAGAGCAUUAUCAUACAUUAAUGGUGGUCCACUUGAAAUUGGUAAAUCCUUGACAAGAAUAAACUAUGUCCAUGUAAGACCAGCUGCAGCUGCUUAUUAUGCGCAUCUGAGGCUAUUAGGCAUAGUUACACUAUUGCAUGCAGUUAUAAGUUGUGGCCAGAACCUAUACCAGGCCAAGAAACACCUUGAGCAGAUGGCUGAUUUUCCAAAUGAAGUGGACAAUAGUAGGUCUUGUGUGGCAUGCUUAGAUGAAAUAGUACAACCAUGUGUUUUACAAUGUGGGCAUUUUUUCUGCAUGCAAUGUUGUUAUGGUGCAUUAGAAAGUUGUGCUUUAUGUAGGACGCCAUUUUCUAAAAACAGUGUUGUACCAUUAAUGAACUACUGUCCUAGUGUGAACUAG
Messenger RNA from Pieris macdunnoughi, 822 nucleotides. The record is from the annotation of a GenBank genome assembly. Lineage: Eukaryota; Metazoa; Arthropoda; Insecta; Lepidoptera; Pieridae.